CAGCGAGCGCGCGCGUGUGUCGCUACACGCCGCACGGCGUGCACCUGCAGCGGGGCUGGCGGGGACGGACAGGACACAGUACGGGGGGAGCAGCCCCGGCGGGUGGCGCGACACGACGCACCGUGGCAACCUGCAGAAAAAUAACGUUACCGUCAACCACGCUGAGUCCCAGAACAAUUUCAAGCAGGGGUGGUGUUUUUACAGCAAAGCGAUGUCCACAUUGUGGCCACGUGCGACUCCGUAACUAAUCCUAGCUAAAUGUUUAGCAAAUCAGCAAACUUGAAUACGGAGUCGGGCUAACGGCUACACGGACACGGCUGAUGAUGAGGCCGGGCCGCCGGGCGAGCCCGCGGCGCACGAGGGAGAAGCAGGCCUUCUUGUCGCUGCCCGCGCGCUCACGCCUCGAGCGCUCGCCGCCCGACCUGUACCACGAGGUGGGGCCGUUCCUCGCCGUGCUGGCGGGCCUGGGCGCGUGGCCGCUGCGCACCGUGAAGAGGGCCUCGGACGAGGAGGGCGUGGAGUACGCGGUCGCCUCGUGGCGCUCGCUGCGCAUGGUGGCGAGCUCGCUGCUGCUGGUCGCGCUCGCGGUGAUCAUCGCCGUGGCCGUGAGGAGCAACCUGCGGGAGCUGCUGUCUGGCCGGGAGCCCUUCCUGGAACGGGUCAUCCUGGUGCUGCACCUCGUGUACGAGACGCUGCCGCUCUCCGUCCCGCUGCUGCACUGGCCGGCCGCCGGCGGGCUUGCGCUCUACUUUAACGACUGGGGUCGCUUCCAGUGCAGCUGGCAGUGGGUGACGGGGUCCCCGCUGCGCCUGGACUGCGGCCGCCACGCCCGCGCGUGGUCCGUGCUCCUCGUGCUGUACAGCAUGCUGUCGCCCAUCUACCACCAGCGCGUGUCCAGGCACAUGCCCUACUGGAAGCUGCCCAUUUACCCGUUCACCAUCAUGCUCGCCAUCAUGCUGGGCGUGCUGUGGCGAGCGCUCAACUCGGAGGUCGUUGCCACCUCCGUCAAGCUCCGCGCGCUCUUCCGACAGCGACGCACCUCCCGCAGGGGCCUGACGGGCGUCGUGGUGCGCGGCUACUGCAUGCUGUGGCUGCGGCUGCGCGCGCUCACGCAGGCGCUGGGCCGCGCCUGGGGCGGCGUGGUCCUGCACAUGCUCAUCACCAUGAUGGUCAUGACCAUGACGAGCCUGUUCGGGCUGCUGUCCGCGCUGCAGCACGGGCUCUGGCGGCGCGUCACCAGCACCAUCGCCAGCGCCGUCUGGGGCGCCACGCUCAUCUUCUGGAUCUGCGGCCAGGGCCGCGCCGCCGCGCGCAGCGUGCGUAGCGUAGCGUGGCUAGCGAUUUGA
Molecule: messenger RNA, 1346 nt
Organism: Frankliniella occidentalis (western flower thrips)
Lineage: Eukaryota; Metazoa; Arthropoda; Insecta; Thysanoptera; Thripidae
Product: gustatory and odorant receptor 63a-like
Exons: 5
Coding region: 321-1346 (341 amino acids)
Source: RefSeq, a predicted model, not a curated record